Microthlaspi erraticum is the source of this 3105-nucleotide messenger RNA. The record is from the annotation of a GenBank genome assembly. Lineage: Eukaryota; Viridiplantae; Streptophyta; Magnoliopsida; Brassicales; Brassicaceae.
AUGUCGACUUCAAGAGGAGAGGUGGAGAAGUUCGACGGACAUGGAGAUUACAUCCUAUGGAAAGACAUGCUGUUGGCUCACAUAGAUCUGUUGGGUUUGUCCAGAGCCUUGGAAGAAUCCGACUCAAUAACAGCUACUCCAUCGGGAAAAGAAACGGCGGAAAAAGCAGAAAAGGAUGAAACUUUCGCAGAGAAGAAGAGGAAGGCUAGAAGCGCCAUCGUUCUAUGCAUCACUGAAAGGGUUCAAAGAAAGGUCAGGAAGGAAGUGACCGCAGCAGCGAUGCUUAGAGCUUUGGAUCGGUUGUAUUUAGCCAAAGCUCUCCCAAACCGGAUCUACUUGAAACAAAAGCUGUAUGGUUUCAAGAUGUCGGAAAGCUCUACGAUUGAGAAGAAUAUCGAUGAUUUUCUUCAGCUGGUAGACGAACUGGAGAAUGUCGGAGCUACUGUAUCGGAUGAAGAUCAAGCCAUCCUGCUUCUCAUGUCACUCCCGCGUCAGUUUGAUCAUCUCCGAGACACUCUGAGGUACUCAAACCGAGCGACGCUAACUCUUGACGAGGUGGUUGCUGCAGUAAACUCAAAGGAGCUCGAUUUUGGCUCAAGCCCAAAAAGUUCGAAGAGUCAAGCAGAGGGGCUAUGUGUCAGAGAAAAAGGAGAACAAAGGGGAAGAGGAGAACGCAAAGAAAAGCAUUCAAAGCAGCAAAGGUCUAGGUCCAAGUCUAAGAACAGGAAAGCUUGUUGGAUCUGUGAAGAAGAGGGACAUUUUAAGAACAAUUGUCCUAACAGAAACAAGUCUCAGAGCAAGAGUAAAGACUCAAGUAGCAGCAGAGGUGAGGCUGCUAUGGUGACAGCGAAUAAGAAUGAUUCUACAGGCUUGUACGUUUCCGAGGCCCUGCAUUCGACAGAUAUAAGUUUGGAGAAUGUUUGGGUAAUGGAUACAGGAUGUAGUUAUCACAUGACUUACAAGAAAGAGUGGUUCGAAGAUCUUAAAGAAGAUGUUGGAGGAUCUGUUCGGAUGGGAAACAAAACAACAUCAAAGGUCAAGGGAAUUGGGAAUGUAAGGAUCAGAAAUGAAGAUGGAUCCACUGUGCUGCUUACUCAUGUGAGGUACAUUCCAGAGAUGGACCGUAAUCUGCUCUCCAUAGGGACCAUGGAGGAGCAUGGAUGUAGUUUUGAGUCAAAGGAAGGGAUCCUGCAAAUUAAAGAUGGAAACAGAACUCUCUUGACUGGAAAACGACAUGAUAAGCUGUACAUACUUCAAGGGAAGCCUGAGAAUGGUCAUUCAUGCGUUACAGAGAAGCGACCUGAUGAAACAGUCUUAUGGCACAUGAGACUAGGUCACAUGAGUCAGAAAAACAUGGAUCUGCUGGUGAAGAAAGGUCUUCUCGACAGAAAGAAAAUUUCUACUCUAGAGAUGUGUGAAGACUGUGUUUAUGGUAAGGCAAAGAGGGUCAGUUUUGCAGCAGAUACACAAGAUACAAAAGACAAACUGGAUUACAUACACUCUGAUUUGUGGGGAGCACCUUCUGUUCCAUUGUCUUUAGGGAAAUGUCAGUAUUUCAUCUCAUUUAUAGAUGAUUAUACAAGGAAGACAUGGGUUUAUUUCCUAAAGCAUAAGGAUGAAGCUUAUGGAACAUUUGUUGAGUGGAGUAUCAUGAUAGAGAAUCAAGCUGAGAGGAAGAUCAAGAUCUUAAGAACUGACAAUGGCCUUGAGUUCUGCAACCUGCAGUUCAACAACUUCUGUAAAGAGAAAGGCAUUGUGAGACACAGAACGUGUGCUUACACCUCACAACAGAACGGCGUUGCAGAGAGAAUGAACCGCACUAUCAUGGAGAAAGUGAGAAGUAUGUUGAGUGAUUCAGGUUUACCUAAGACGUUUUGGGCUGAAGCUACUAACAUUGCUGUGACUCUCAUCAACAAAACGCCCUCUUCUGCUAUAAACUUUGAGAUUCCAGACAGGAAGUGGUCAGGGAGAGCUCCAGUUUACAGUUACUUAAGAAGAUUUGGGUGUGUAGCGUUUGUUCACUCAGAUGAAGGGAAAUUGACACCUAGAGCAAAGAAGGGAGUUCUUAUGGGUUAUCCUGAAGGAGUGAAAGGCUACAGGGUAUGGUUGUUAGAAGAGAAGAAGUGCACAAUAAGCAGGAAUAUUAUUUUCCAAGAAAAUGCAGUCUAUAAAGACGUAUUAAAGAAGGGAAAAGAAGCUUCAGGCGAUCAAAGUGAAGAAUCAGGUUCUCUGCUGCUGGAUAUUGAUCUUGAGGAAACAGAGGAUAUGACCUUGGGUGGAGAUCUCUCGGAAGAAACAGGAUCCCUGGGAGAUCUCUCGACAACUCAAGGGUCAGAAACAGCUCAAGACACGCAGCAGAGUGGAGAUGAUCAAGAUGCAGUAGAUUUGGAAACUGAAUCACCGCAGAGCUAUCUCUUAGCUCGGGAUAGAGAAAGAAGAGAGGUUAGAGCAACGAGAAGGUAUGAUAUAGAGGGUUACUUUGGAGAAGACUGUGAUGACGAAGGUGAUUACUUCUAUGCAGAGUGCCUUAUCACGACAGUAGACGGUGAUGCUCUUGAACCUGCAAACUUCAGAGAAGCUAUGAGCGAUGAGGAUUGGUUACUGUGGAAAGAAGUUGCAGAUGAAGAGAUGAAGUCUCUCUUAAAGAAUUUCACCUGGACAAUUGUUACAAGACCUAAAGGACAGAGAGUGAUCAGCUGUAGAUGGAUUUUCAGGCGUAAACCUGGAAUUCUCGGAGUUGAGAUGCCAAGACACAAAGCUAGGCUUGUUGCUAAGGGAUAUGCUCAGAGAGAGGGAAUAGACUAUACAGACAUUUAUGCACCUGUGGUCAGACACGUCUCUAUAAGGAUUCUAUUGGCCAUUGUUAUAGAAGAAGACUUGGAGUUUGAACAACUUGAUGUUAAAACAGCUUUUCUUCAUGGAGAAUUGGAUGAGAAGAUUUAUAUGGAACCUCCUGAAGGUUUUGAAGAUCAGUUUGAGCCGGAUCAAGUAUGUCUGUUAAACAAGUCUCUCUAUGGUCUGAAGCAGUCACCAAGAAAGUGGAACCAGAAAUUCGACAGUUUUAUGAUUGAGAUUGGUUUUGAGAAAAGCCUUCGAGACAGUUGA